This is a messenger RNA of Lichtheimia ornata, 1281 nucleotides long. RefSeq lists its product as uncharacterized. Lineage: Eukaryota; Fungi; Mucoromycota; Mucoromycetes; Mucorales; Lichtheimiaceae. The transcript has 4 exons. The coding region runs from base 1 to 1281 and encodes 426 amino acids. The record is from RefSeq and is a predicted model, not a curated record.
AUGACACGCAAUGCUGACGAGUACAACGACCCUUACAAAAUCGACAUAAAGGAUCUACAAUUUUUGCAUAAAUUCCGCGACCGUAAAGAGUACUUUGAAAAAGCGCUUAGUGCACUCUUAGCCGACGAACACUUUUUACUGCUUUAUGUGCCGGAUCACAAUGGAGCCAAGAUGCAAAUUGUACGGCCUGCCAAUGACGCAUAUCACCGAAGACGCAUGAUCAAAAUAGUCAAUGAACGACGACCCGGACGACCUGUUCCAUCAUGUUAUUAUGCAUUGUCACAUCUUUGGGGGCUCACAGAAAACAACCGAUAUCUUUGGCACGAGAUUGGUGACUAUGUGGAUGACGAACAAGGACAACCUGCAGCUCCUGUUUCGAUGCGACCUGAAAAACGUGAUACCUUACUUGCAUUGCUCAAGUCACAUCCUGAUAGUUAUUGGUGGAUCGAUGUCUUAUGUGCACGUACCGAUACACCCUUGGAUAUUAUGGGCGAUAUCUAUGCUUGUUGCCUUGAAUGUGUUGCCAUGAUCGAUUGUGAGCCAAGUCUGCUAUCGAAAUUUCUCAAGAAAGAGAACACUUUUUUGGGAUCAUGGUUUGCAGCACCAACACCACUAUUUCAUCCCCAGCGGUUAUCAUUAAUCAAAGGACCCUGGUUGAUCAAACUCUUGGGAACAUUCUUGCAAAGUGGAUGGUGGCAACGCGUAUGGACUUGGCAGGAGAUGGCUCUACCUCUAGGAGACGUGCGUUUUAUGGCUGAAACAGACGCUCACGGAUUCCAAAACAACACAAUUACGCUGAAUGAAUUGGAUUAUUUCGGUCGUGAGGUAUAUAAGGUACAAGCAUCUGACGAACGAAAUGGAGAUGCAGCCCGUGAAAUUUAUUCAAUUCUCCAGGGCAUCACAUGUGCUAAGACGUCCACUUCAGACCGAAAGGGCGGUGAUGACUUUACCGCAAGAUUUCAAUUGAUAAUGUUGUCAUUGCGUUAUUCCAAACGACGUUGCUAUGAUCCGGCUGAUUACGUUUAUGGGGUGCUAGGAAUGAUGCAGAUCAAAAUCCCAAGGGUGGAGGAUCCGAAUGCUGCCUGGAGCCAUUUGUUGUCAAAGCUGGAUGAUUUACUUCCACUUAAAUAUUCAAGAUGGGUUGAUAGUGCAGACGAAUUCGAUUUACGGGAAGCUGAAACAAUCGGUGAUGUAUACACGAAGCUGGUUGAAAUCUAUGCAGACCCAAUUCCAACAUUAGAAUGCUACACGUUAUUGAAAUCGACAUCAUGGCAAGAUUGA